UAGUUGCGUGUAGAAACUGCGUGCAAAAGAUAAUUCGCUUAAAAAUAAUUUAUUAAAAGCAUAAAAUGCAGCAUAGAAACGCAUUUAAAGUGCCACAAAAGAAAUGUGAUAGCCACAUUAAAGAUAACACCCAUUGAAAACGUGAAAAUGCACAUGGAAAAAACGUGUGGUCAGCAACUUUGCUGCGACUGCAGCAGCGGAAAAUAAAUUACAUACUCACAUAACACACACACACACACACACACACCGCUGCAUAUGUAUACAUAAUAUGAAAUAUUAAAUUCUAGGAUUAAAAAGUGCAGCGAAAGCAGUCAUUGUUUACAACCUAAAACUUGGCCAAAUCAAAUAAAUGUAGAAACGCAAUUUCCCCAAAGGAAAAUUUAUAUGUGCCAAAAUAAAAACAGAAAUUCUCCAACCACCGCGCGUGUGUCUAGUUACGUAUACAUUUUGUGUUGUAAACAAGUUACAGCGAUAACGCAAUAACAAUGUCCAAAUACGAAUACAAGUUUUAUCUGGUGGGACAGCUUAUUCUAGGCUGCCACAUGCUGCUACUGGCCAGUGGCGCCAUCCUGCCCGAGGGGCACAACAUUAACUGCGAGCACUAUGACGAAAAGGAUUGCAAUACGUCCAAUGAUUGCGGCAUCACCAUCGAGCGCUGCCAAGUGGAGGCAGACAAAUUUCCCAGCUGCUACGUCUUGUGGAGCGCCGACGAUGUGACGGGCACCGAGAAAAUCAAAAUGAAGGGCUGUUUCACGGACAUGCAUGAGUGCAAUCAGACCGCGUGCAUUACCAGCACCCAGCCGCGACAGGGUAACAUACAUUUCUGCUGUUGCAAGGGCUCGAUGUGCAACACGCAGUACAAAUGGAUAGCGCCCACCACGGAGGCAACAACACAAGUGCCCAAGGAGAAGACACAGGACAACAAUAAUAUGACCUUUUAUAUUAUUUGCUCUUCGGCAUUUGCCAUCCUGGUCGUCUUACCCAUAUUUGUUUACGCAUUUUAUCGACGCCUCAAGCAGGUCCACUUCAAUGAGAUACCCAAGCACGAGGCAGAAAUCACAAAUGCGUCACCGCUGCUCAGCAACCGUCCCAUACAAUUGCUGGAGCAGAAGGCAAGCGGCCGAUUUGGCGAUGUCUGGCAGGCCAAGCUGCAUGGUCAGGAUGUGGCGGUGAAAAUCUUUCGCAUGCAGGAGAAGGAUUCCUGGACAACAGAGAAUGAGAUUUAUAAGCUGCCUCGCAUGCGGCAUCCAAACAUUUUAGAGUUUCUGGGCGUGGAGAAGCACUUGGAUAAGCCCGAGUAUUGGCUAAUAUCCACAUAUCAGCAUAAUGGUUCUCUUUGCGACUAUCUAAAGUCCCAUACGAUUACUUGGGUCGAAUUGUGCCGCAUUGCCGAGUCCAUGGCAUGUGGGCUGGCGCAUUUACACGAGGAGAUACUGGGCAGCAAAACGGAUGGCUUGAAACCAUCCAUAGCGCAUCGCGACUUUAAAUCGAAGAAUGUGCUUCUUAAGGCCGAUCUGACAGCCUGCAUAGCUGACUUUGGGCUGGCCAUGAUCUUUCAGCCGGGCAAGCCGUGCGGCGAUACGCAUGGCCAGGUGGGCACGCGUCGCUAUAUGGCGCCCGAGGUGCUCGAGGGUGCAAUUAAUUUCAAUCGCGAUGCCUUUUUGCGCAUCGAUGUCUAUGCUUGUGGACUGGUAUUGUGGGAGAUGGUCUCGCGCUGCGAUGUCGUCGGGCCCGUCGGCGAGUAUCAGCUGCCUUUCGAGGCGGAACUCGGGCAGCGUCCCACACUUGAUGAAGUGCAGGAAAGUGUCGUGAUGAAGAAAUUGCGUCCACAUUUGCUCAGCACCUGGCGUGCCCAUUUGGGCCUCAGCAUAUUUUGCGACACCAUGGAGGAGUGUUGGGAUCACGAUGCCGAGGCACGUCUCAGCUCCUCGUGUGUGAUGGAGCGCUUUGCACAACUCAACAAAUAUCCGACCACACAGUUGCUCAUCAAGAACCACACCAACAUUGAGGAUGCAAAGGAGACAACGAAUUGCUUAUAGAAGCGGUACUAAAUCACAGCCAACGUCCGUAGGCUGUGAUUCGAAAACCCCGAACGUCUCGCGUCUUCAUUUUUAAUUUUUAUAUUCAACAAUUUAGUUUUGCAUAAGUAUUGUGCAUAGGCAGCUUUUAUGUACACAUACACUUGAGCGAGCUGCCAUUUAUACAUAGAUACACACAAACACCCGGCGCCCGCCCGCCCCACUUAGACAUUAGCUUAGUUUAAGUUAAACAGAACAAAACGCGUUACUGGUGGGCUACCCUAGAGAUUAUUUGGAAUUUUUAAAAUGUAUCUUCGGACUGGGCAAUUUUGAAAAUGCAAAAUUCUCUAGACGCACGUUGCAUGCAUUACGUUUGUAGCUCAUCUCACAUUGACUUCAUCGACUGAUACCUAUAUACACAUACGUAAAUAUAAUUGUUUUUGUUUUUAGUUUGUCUAAUUAUUGCCCAGAAUUUUAAUUUUCUUAUAAACCUGUAAGCUGUUGAAUUCUUUGCCAAGCCCAGCCAUUGUGGUUGCUUUGCUUUUCAUUUAAGCCUAGACAAAACGUUUAAAAACCUAACACUUAAGCUUAAAGUUAUAAUUUUAAUUCUGUACACAUAUCGUUUAUUUUUGGUACAUUUUAUUUGAUUGUGCUUUAAUGUUGUAUUUUAAAUAAAUACUUUACACAUAUUUUUUUAU
Drosophila novamexicana is the source of this 2716-nucleotide messenger RNA. It is a transcript of the gene put, whose product is annotated as activin receptor type-2A. The record is from RefSeq and is a predicted model, not a curated record. Gene Ontology annotation, molecular function: activin binding; ATP binding; activin receptor activity. Lineage: Eukaryota; Metazoa; Arthropoda; Insecta; Diptera; Drosophilidae. The coding region runs from base 486 to 2039 and encodes 517 amino acids. Gene Ontology annotation, cellular component: plasma membrane; activin receptor complex. The transcript is spliced from 6 exons. Gene Ontology annotation, biological process: activin receptor signaling pathway; protein phosphorylation; cellular response to growth factor stimulus.